AACAUUUCCCCUUUGGCCAUAAUGAGAAAAAAAACAACUACAGUAUCAGCAUAAAAUCUUUGGCAGAAGAAUUAACACAAUCUCAAAGGAAUCAUAGAAGCCUCUAAUUAUGUCAUUUUCUUACUGCUAGAUAAAAGGCUUUUCACUCUUAGCCUCUGAUUUCUCUCUCUCUCUCUUGCUGUCUCUCACUUUUUCUCUGUAUGCUCUCUGUGUCGCUCUCUCUCACAUGUACACCCCUACACACUUCAUUUGCGAUCUCAUUGUUUUGAAGGUUUCAAUUCACGUCCUCCAGAGCGUCAAGUCGGCAGGCGUCUCUUUAUGAUUUUGUAAUGAUUAACUUUGUGUCCAUAAAAAGCGUGGAGAAACAAAGAACUCUGGGACGAGCAAAAGAAGAACUGAAGAGAAGAAAACAUCCUCCACAGGUCUGGUCUGUUCAAGUUGAAAUGCGGAACAGUUAACAAUGGAGUUCACAGUUUUGCUCUUCCUUUUUCCUGCGUUUAUGCUCACAAUGCAAGCUCUUUUACGGUCCUGCCGUGGCAUUUCGGUCACUCUCAGCCCAGACUCAGUAAAAUUGGAGGUGAGCUCCAAGAUAUUCGCAGAGUGUGGCAAACCAGUUUCCCUUCACUGCAACUCAUCAUCAUCUCAGCAUGGACUAUCAGUGAAAUACAUGGAGUGGUCCCAUGGCAACAUGUCUUUAUGUUCGGUGGACAGCGAACAAACAAUAACCAAAUUGCAAAGACACUUUCAAAGUGACUUCGACUGCAAGUACGAAGAUGGACGACUAUCCCUGGUGUUUGAAAGAAUGCUGCCUCUGCAGAGCGGAGAAUACAGGUGCAAAUUGCGCUCCAACAAAGGAGUGGCAAAUGAAUGCACAAAGGUGCAGCUGCAAGAGUUCUGUGGGAAAGUGGAAGCUGUUUUAAGGAGUGAGGGUCCAUCCUGCAGAUUCAACCACGUCUAUCCAGACGGGGAUGUGCACUGGUUUCAUGACUCUCGUAACGUCUCAGACGAAUCCGUGAUGCAGCACACUGCUAAAAGCAUUGAUAGCCAUGGCUGGAUGAUCAUACACAGUUGGUUGACCCUAAACGGUACAUCAGAGAGAAGUUCACACAAGCCAUAUAACUGUUCUUUGAAAAGUUCUACUUCUGGGAAAUACAUUGCAAGUACUUUAGUUCAGAAACAUGAACGUCGGGCUGUUCAAGGUGCUAUAGGGUACAGCCGUUGUGCAGGAAACAGAGAGAAAUCACUGCAAGCUGGGAAGAUUACUUUGGCUAUUUUAGUCCCACUCAUUUCCAUGUUAAAAUAAUGAACAGUGCAAAGUAAAAACUCACUCUGGAGAAUGAUAAAACGUCAGAGUGAAUGAUUCGUAAUCUGUACCAUCAUUAAUAAGAUGGUACUCAGAAUCUAUUAAAGAACUAUGGCAACCAAACAGAUGGGUGAGUCAUCUUGCCAGGAUGGAAUAUUUCUAAUUCUACCUUUUAAUUCUUGGCUCAGGUAAACAAGAAAAUUACAGGCUGUUCAAAUGUGAUAACAAGGAAGCGGAUAAUUUUAAACUAUAAAUGCACUUGGCUUCUAGAGAGCUUUAGAUGAGGGAACAGGGCUUGUUGGUUUUCAACACACAACUUGGAAUACACCUAUAGAAAGCGCACUUUAACAGUCUGGCUGCUAUAAACUAAAUUAAUGUCAGACUAAUGAGUUUUGAUAGCCAUGCAAUGCGGGAAAUAAGUAUUUUUCGAGCUUGCCUGCUUAAAAAUGUAGAGGUCUAUAAUUCUGAGGUAAGGUGGUUAACUGUAGAUACAACCCAACUUUUUAAACAGCAUCUAAAAUAUAUAGAAAAAUAGCAUUCUAUGGUUGAUAGAUAUUUGAUCAAUUACCAACCAGCAACACGUCAGGCUUUCACAAAUCUGUUAGUUCAUCUUUAAAAAACCCUCCUAUGGUCCAUUCAUUACCUGCAUUAAUUACAUCUGUUAGGACUUGUUACCUGUAUAAAUGACAAAUGUUCACUUUGAGGUUGGGGUCUCAAUCAGACCCCAACCUCUCCACCAUGAGCAAAACCAAAGAGAUGUCUAAAGAUCAAAGAAAUCUGUGGCAUAUCAAAUACUUAUUUCCCACACUGUAAGUCUUCAGAUCAUGUAUCAUUUUAAUAAUAUGCAUUGCAUUGCAUAUGCUGAGGUAAUAAUAAUGUGGGUGAUUGACUCUACUGUAUGUUACUCUCAGAUGGACAGACAUAGAGGAUAAAAUACUUAUUAGGAGGACACAUGCAAUGUAAUUGAUCAGACCUGUUUGUGGUAUGCAGAACGAUGCUGCCCUCUGGUGGUCCAAUAAUUUGUAGCAUCAAAUUAAAACAAUAGAAAUUGGUGUUUCAUUUAUGGAAAACACCAAAUUAUGUUACUAAUAAAAAAUUAUUAGUAACAUAAUUUCCCUAUUUAUUUAUAUUUUUGAUUAACUCACGAGCAGACUAUGCUACACUGAUGAACCAGUGGUUACAAAGGAAACAUUUUGGACUUAUAAGUAGUUCUACUGAGUAGUAUACUCAUUGAAAUCCACUAAUCAAACCUAAAACAGUUUGUCACAAGUCUCUGUUAUAGCUGAUUAGUUUCCUUUUUAAUUUGAAUUUUAAACUAGCGCAGUUGAAUAGUGAAGUGAUGAUGCACUGUUUGAUGGCUGGGAUCAAUUGGAAUGUAUGUGUGGUUAACAUGAGAUGACUUUUCGUAAAAUGCCUUGACAUGACAUUUGUUGUGAAAUAGCAAAAAAAUGAAUAAACUGAAUUAAGUAAAAAUAUUUCGUAUUUGCAAAGCUAAAGGUAUUUGAUUUUGAUAUUUGAUCCAAUUGGCAUUGAUCAUUUUAAAUUGAACUGAUUAUAUAAAAAAAUAUUGGUUAAAUAAAACUGACAGUAAAUAUAUACAUUUAAACAUACAGUGGUGCUGCUGUACAUGAUUUUUGCCCUUGUAUGGUCUAAUAUUUCUCCAACAGCCUGAUUUUCUUUGCUAGACCACAAAUCAACAUGAAUAAUGAUUGUAAUAUACAGUGUCCAAACUAAAAUUAUAUUAUUAUCCUGGCUGACACAAAAGUAGAUAAGUAGCAAGGAAACAUUGUUUAGUACUCUUGGAAAAUAUUGUAAAAUUCCUUGUUAGAACUGAAAAAACAAAACACAACUAAGUGGCCAAUCACAUUAGUGCAGCUGUAGUGGGUGAACUGCAAAUACACCCACAAUUUAAAUGCUUUUCAAGAUUCCCAAAGAAUCACAUGCCAGGUCUUAUACGUAUUUGGUUUGAAGAAAUUUAACAGAGCAUUUGAAUGAUGGAGAAUUUGAUAUGGAUUGAUGUAGAUAAAUAGGAUCGUUUUAUAUCUAUUUGCAAAUUUACUUUUGCAAAUUUCGCUGACUGUUUGAGACAGUCAGCGAAGGUAAAAUAAAAUUUUUAAUAGGCCAUCACCAUGAGACAAAUGUAGCUUCAGGAUAAAAGCUCUUAUUUUCCAACGCCUCAGUGCUCCUUGGUCAAGCCAUGAUAGCUCUCUGCUGGUGAUGUCACUGAAUAAAGGUAAAGAUUGAGCUUUUAAAGGCCAGAUUAGUCACACACAUUGGAUAUGGCAAGACUGUAGAGCAGCUCAGAGUCACUGUGAGGAAAUACUUCAAGGUGACUUUUACCAGUGCAAGGUGCACAGAUGCCUCCUCAUACCGACCUAACAUACAAACUAAUGUUGAGUUUGAACCCAGAUCUCCUAAUGGUUU
Molecule: messenger RNA, 3727 nt
Organism: Xiphophorus couchianus (Monterrey platyfish)
Lineage: Eukaryota; Metazoa; Chordata; Actinopteri; Cyprinodontiformes; Poeciliidae
Exons: 5
Coding region: 461-1303 (280 amino acids)
Source: RefSeq, a predicted model, not a curated record